Messenger RNA from Rosa rugosa (rugosa rose), 894 nucleotides. RefSeq lists its product as uncharacterized. Bases 269 to 733 code for a protein of 154 amino acids. The record is from RefSeq and is a predicted model, not a curated record. The transcript has 2 exons. NCBI's taxonomy places the organism in Eukaryota, Viridiplantae, Streptophyta, Magnoliopsida, Rosales, Rosaceae.
UUGACCUCAACUCAAUUAUAAAAUUACAAUUUGCCACUAGCAUUCAAUCUCUCUCUCUCGACUGAGACGGCCCCUAUCACCAGAAAAACACCGCAAAUCGUCACCGACCUGGCUUUGGUCGACUCCGCCUUCUUCUUCUUCUUUUUGACGUCAACGACGCCGUCGCUUGGGUGCUUGGCACUUUCUUCGACUGCCUCUAUCAUCAUCGAUCUCUCUCUCCUCCCUCCUUCGCGCCGUCUCUCUCUCUCUCUCUCUCUCUCUCUCUGCCAUGGCGGCCCUGGAACCGGAGGACGAAUCUGAUCGCCCUGCUAGGAAGAAGGCAACCUCGAUAAGGAAGAAGACCACCGAGGUCGGCGCCAGAGUCGGUGCGGUAGAGAUGGCCAUGCUGCACCAGACGGCCAUGCUGCACCACAAGGCGAAGGCGGCGGCGACAGGGGGUCAAAUGGAGGAGAUGAAGCCGUGUAGGGCGGCUGCGGAGGAGAGCGAGUUCGUGGAUCGGGUCAACUUGAAGAAGACGUCGGUGCUCUCUUCUUCUUCUUCUUCUUUCUCGUUCUCAACGCCGUCAUCGCAGUUGAGACUCUUUCCCCGGCAAUGUCCGUGGUCGUCAAGGAUUUUCACAAGCACCAGCUCAAGAUCACCAUUUGGAAUGAGGAAGUGUUCUUGGAAAACGUCGAGCUUAGUGUCGAAGCCUUCGGUUAUCUUAGCGAGGUCCCAGAACUCUGUUCCUCUUUGAAAUUUUCAUCACGAUUCACCAUGCAUGAACACAGUUUGUUUUUUUUUGUUUGGUCUGCAUAUUGUCCCAAAGUUACACUAGCUAAGUCGUGUGUCAAUUACUCAAUUUGUUAUUAAAUGGUAUUUCAAAUACAUUCUCGCUGUAGCCAAUUUAACCAAGUG